CUCUGCGCCGCCGCCGCUCUCGCGAGAUCCGCGCGCCCCGCCCCGCCCCCUCCCGCGCCCUGAAGAGGCGCCGCCCGCGCGGCCCCGCCCACCCCGCGCGAUGCCGCCGCCCCGCGCCGCGCUGCUCCGCGUGCUGCUGUGCGCCCGGCUCUGCGCCGCCGCCUUCCGCAGCCCCGGCGAGUUCCGCCUGGCCGGGCUCUUCCAGAUCCACGCGCUGCGGCCCGGCCGGCCGCUGGCGCACGGCUGCGGCGUGUGAGUGAGCGGGGGGCGGCGGCGGCGGAGGGAGCGCGGCGGCGUGCCGUGCCCCGCACACCUCAACCCGUUCGUGCUCGCAGCGCUGCCGCCUUCAGGAGCCACGGCUACCACCUCUCGCAGAUGAUGCGCUUCGCCGUGGAGGAGAUCAACAACUCCAGCGCGCUCCUCCCCAACGUCACGCUGGGCUACGAGAUCCACGACACCUGCACGGAGGCGGCCAACCUGCACGGCACGCUGCGCGCGCUCGGCCGGGAGGGGCGGCACGACGUGGAGGUGCUGAGCGCCCCGCAGCGCUACGAGCCCCGCGCCGUGGCCGUCAUCGGGCCCGACAGCACUCAGCUGGCGCUCACCACGGCCGCCAUCCUGGGCGUCUUCCUCGUGCCGGAGAUCAGCUACGAAGCCUCUCUGGAGAUGCUGAGCACGAAGCGGUUCUACCCCUCGUUCCUGCGCACCAUCCCCAGCGACGGGCAGCAAGUGAAGGCCAUCGGGCUGCUGCUGCAGCGCUUCGGGUGGACGUGGGUCGCUCUGGUGGGCAGUGACAACACCUAUGGUAGGGAUGGGCUCAACGCCCUCUCCGAGCUGCUGGCCGCCACCGAUGUGUGCGUGGCCUACCGAGGUGUCAUCCCCACAACCAAGGAUGCCGGCAGCCCGGAGCUCCGCAAGCUGAUCCAAACCCUUGUGGACAGCAGGGUCAACGUCACCGUCGUCUUCUCCAACCGGAGGAACGCCCAGCCCUUCUUUGAGGCAGUGGUGCAGGAGAACAUCACAGGAAUGGUGUGGGUGGGCUCUGAGGACUGGUCUUUAGCCCAAACCAUCUGGCAGGUGCCCGGCAUCCAAAAUAUCGGCUCUGUGAUUGGCAUUUCUGUUGAGCAGGCAGAGCCCACCAUGCUGAAACGCCUUGAAUCGUGGGAAAAUGCAAGGGAACGUGCCGUGUCUGGAAGUGCUGGCAGCACGGGGGUGGGGGGUGGCAAUGGAGCGAGCAGCAGCGACGGCAUCCAGCUGAACUGCACCCAGCACUGCCCAGGAUGUCACCUGCUCGCCGAUACCCCAGACAUAUAUGACAUUCAGGCCUCUUACAACGUAUACUCUGCUGUGUAUGCAGUGGCCCAUGGCCUCCACAACCUGCUGGGCUGCGCCUCAGGGGUGUGCAGCAAAGGCAGAGUCUAUCCCUGGCAGCUCCUACAAAAAAUCAAGCAGGUAAACUUCAGCCUGCACAAGAGCUACAUCUCAUUUGAUGCCAACGGGAACAUUCGUAAAGGUUAUAACAUCAUUGCAUGGAAUUGGAGAGGCCAGAGUUGGGCUUUUGAUGUGGUUGGAGCUUUCACUGUGAACCCCAACCGGCUGCACAUUGACCAGAGCAAAAUCCUGUGGCACACAAAAGAUCACCAGCAGGUUCCUGUCUCAGUCUGCUCCUGGCCCUGUGCAGCUGGGGAGAUGAGGCUGCAGCAGAACCGCCACAGGUGCUGCUUCAGCUGUGUGGCCUGUCCAGCAGGGACCUUCCUGAACAGAACAGGUCAGUAAACCCUUGGCAGCCUCUCCCUCCCCUUCCUUAUUGCUCAGUUUCUCUACCUGCACCCUUCCUUUUCAUCACGCCAGUUCCUUGCUUCUGCCUUACCCUCUCCCUGCACCUGGCCUCUGCAGUUACCUCUUUUUUUUCCUUUUUUUUUUUUUUUUUUUACUUCCUAUGAGCAGUAAAAAACCUCUGAGCUCACCUUAA
Molecule: messenger RNA, 1972 nt
Organism: Gallus gallus (chicken)
Lineage: Eukaryota; Metazoa; Chordata; Aves; Galliformes; Phasianidae
Gene: TAS1R1
Product: taste receptor type 1 member 1-like
Exons: 4
Coding region: 376-1776 (466 amino acids)
Biological process (GO): sensory perception of umami taste; G protein-coupled receptor signaling pathway
Cellular component (GO): membrane
Molecular function (GO): G protein-coupled receptor activity
Source: RefSeq, a predicted model, not a curated record